AUGGGGUUAUCGAAUUGUUCCAACGAGGAGCUAAUGAGUCGACUCGUUGACUCGGUCAAAGAAAUUUCUGGUUUUUCUGCUUCAAAGGGUUUCUUCGGGAAGAUCCAAGGCGAUCUUGUUCGUAGGAUCACGCUUCUUAGCCCUUUCUUUGAGGAAUUGAUAGAUGUUAAUGUUGAAUUGAAUGAAGAAGAGAUUUCACGGUUUGAGGUUAUGAGAAUCGCUCUUGAUUCAAGUUUAGAGCUUUUUCGAUCGGUCGAUACAGGAAGCAAACUUUUUCAGAUUCUCCAUAGGGAUUCACUUGUGCAGAAGUUCCACGACAAGACUGUAGAGAUAGAAGCAGCGUUAAGCCAGAUUCCGUAUGAUAAGAUCGGAGUAUCAGAGGAAGUCAGAGAACAGGUACAGCUUCUGCACUUUCAGUUCAAGAGAGCGAUAGAGAAACGGGAGGAGAUUGAUCUGCAGCUUCGACAUGAUCUAGACAUGGCAGAGAGUGUGAUGGAUCUUGACCCUAAAAUCCUCAGAAGACUAUCACAAGAGCUCCAACUCAGUACUAUUGAUGAGCUGAAGAAAGAAUCACAUGCAAUACAUGCAUAUUUUUUUUCGUAUGAUGGGGAUCCUGAUGACUGUUUUGAGAGGAUGUCCUCACUUCUUAAAAAGCUUGUAGACUCUGCAACAAUGGAAAGUUCAGAACCUGAUACAUCCUCUGGCAACAGAAUCAUAUCGAGACAUCGUUCUCCUGUUAUACCAGAUGAUUUCCGGUGUCCCAUUUCACUUGAACUGAUGAAAGACCCUGUAAUCGUCUCUACUGGACAGACAUAUGAAAGAUCAUCCAUCCAGAAGUGGCUUGAUGCGGGUCAUAAGACCUGUCCGAAAUCUCAGCAGACACUUCUGCAUUCUGGAUUAACUCCUAAUUACGUGUUAAAGAGUCUCAUUGCUCUGUGGUGUGAGAGCAACGGUAUUGAGCUUCCACAAAAUCAAGGGAGCUGCAGAACCACAAAACUAGGAGGUAGCAGCUCUUCCGAUUGUGAUCGAGCAUUUGUCUUGUCCUUGUUAGAGAAAUUGGCCAAUGGUACUACAGAACAGCAAAGAGCCGCAGCUGGAGAAUUGCGGUUACUAGCGAAGAGGAACGCAGAUAACAGAGUUUGUAUCGCUGAGGCUGGAGCCAUACCACUCCUUGUAGAGCUUCUAUCCUCACCGGAUCCUCGGACCCAAGAACAUUCUGUGACGGCUCUUCUCAAUCUUUCCAUAAAUGAAGGUAACAAAGGAGCCAUUGUUGAUGCAGGAGCCAUAACGGAUAUCGUAGAGGUGCUAAAAAAUGGAAGCAUGGAAGCUAGAGAGAAUGCAGCUGCGACUCUUUUCAGUUUAUCCGUUAUUGAUGAAAACAAAGUGGCAAUAGGUGCUGCUGGAGCUAUCCAAGCCCUUAUAAGCUUGCUUGAGGAAGGAACCCGAAGAGGCAAAAAGGACGCAGCAACAGCGAUUUUCAAUCUAUGCAUAUACCAAGGAAAUAAAUCAAGGGCGGUCAAAGGUGGUAUCGUCGAUCCUUUGACCAAAUUACUGAAAGAUGCAGGUGGAGGAAUGGUGGAUGAGGCUUUGGCGAUUCUGGCGAUUCUUUCGACAAACCAAGAAGGGAAAACGGCGAUAGCUGAAGCAGAAUCGAUCCCGGUUUUAGUUGAGAUUAUAAAGACAGGGUCACCAAGGAACCGGGAAAAUGCUGCAGCAAUACUUUGGUAUCUAUGUAUUGGGAAUAUGGAGAGGUUGAAUGUAGCAAGAGAGGUUGGUGCAGAUAUUGCCUUGAAGGAACUUAGCGAGAAUGGAACCGAUAGAGCAAAGAGGAAAGCUGGGAGCUUGUUGGAGCUCAUUCAACAAAUCGAAGGUGUUGUAGUACCUACUGUUCCAUGA
Molecule: messenger RNA, 1896 nt
Organism: Arabis nemorensis
Lineage: Eukaryota; Viridiplantae; Streptophyta; Magnoliopsida; Brassicales; Brassicaceae
Source: the annotation of a GenBank genome assembly